UCUUCCUCCUAUUGGCUGAAGUGAUUGCUGGCAGGGGUGGAAAUUACCAUAAAGGAGGCAAGUGGCGAAGGGAUCCACUUGGGGGCAAGCUGGCGAUGCGUCACAGCUCCUGGUGAAAAGGGGGAGACAAUUAAAAGCCUAAAAUAGCGCCAAACCUGCGGGUUAAUGUGCACCAAUGGCCACGACGUCCCUCGCGAACUCAGAGCUGCGCGCAAAAGUGCCACAGGUGAUGGGUGGCACGAGCACAGAGACGAGAGGCUUGUAGCGUCCGAGGUGUCGCGAAUGGGUGACAAAAAUCGCUCCAAACUAACUUUGCCAUGUGAGAUUAGCGGCGGAAACCUCUGCGCGGGGCAGAAAACCCUACGAUUUCGACACGUCACUUCUCGGGAGAUCAUGAAACGACAUCAGAGGUGGCUGGAGCGCGGACGAGUUGAGGAACGCUGAGGAGAGCCGCGUUCCCCGAUGAAGCAGCCAAGUCCCUCUGCGCCUCUGCCUUUACGCACAGCCAAGGUGAGGACGGGCGGCAUCACAUCCAUGUAGAGAAAACACCCAUGACUCAUCCGAGGUGCUGAGACACGGGACCGGAUAAGCACAGCAACACUCGCGAGCCGAAAACCCACGACACGCGCGCGCCAUGGACGGAGAAGGGGGGUCCUGCGGGCUCGCCAAGUCCGCCGCCGUCAAACUGUCCGAGAUGGGCGAGAGGACCAAGCAGCUGGGAACCGCGAUGAGGGACCCGCACCGGCAGAGGCGGAUCAUACUGGUGAUCGUGUGCGUGGCUCUGCUGCUGGACAACAUGCUCUACAUGGUGAUCGUGCCGAUUAUUCCGGACUACCUCGCCGAUCUGGAGAGUGAGCAGUCAGAGCACGUCCACGUCGUGAUGCACCCCAACGUUUCAUCCAACGGCACGAGCCUGGACAAAAGCACCAAGGACAACUUAGACAUGCAGAUCGGGGUUCUCUUCGCGUCCAAAGCCAUCCUGCAGCUCCUGGUCAACCCGCUGUCCGGAACCUUCAUAGACCGGGUCGGAUACGACAUCCCACUUUUAAUUGGACUCACGGUCAUGUUCGUGUCCACGUGCAUCUUCGCGUUCGCGGAGAACUACGCGACCCUGUUCGCGGCCCGCAGCCUGCAGGGUCUGGGCUCCGCUUUCGCGGACACGUCCGGCAUCGCGAUGAUCGCCGACAAGUACACGGAGGAGGCCGAGCGCAGCAGGGCGCUGGGCAUCGCCCUGGCCUUCAUCUCCUUCGGCAGCCUCGUGGCGCCGCCCUUCGGCGGCGUGCUGUACGAGUUCGCGGGCAAGCGCGUGCCCUUCAUCGUGCUCGCCUGCAUUUGCCUGGCGGACGGCUUCCUGCUGCUCACCGUCAUCAAGCCGUUCUCCAACAGGACUCGGGAGAACAUGCCGGUGGGCACCCCCAUUUACAGGCUCAUGGUCGACCCGUACAUCGCCGUGGUCGCCGGGGCGCUGACGGUGUGCAACAUCCCGCUGGCCUUCCUGGAGCCCACCAUAGCCAACUGGAUGGAGACCACCAUGCACUCCUCCCAGUGGGAGAUGGGACUCACCUGGCUGCCCGCCUUCUUCCCGCACGUGCUCGGCGUGUACAUUACAGUGAAGCUGGCGGCCAAGAACCCCAACCUGCAGUGGUUCUACGGCGCCCUGGGCAUGGUCAUCAUAGGCGCGAGCUCCUGCACCGUGCCCGCGUGCAAAACCUUCGGCCAGCUCAUCGCCCCGCUGUGCGGCAUCUGUUUCGGCAUCGCGCUCGUGGACACCGCCCUGCUGCCGACGCUGGCGUUCCUGGUGGACGUGCGUCACGUCUCGGUGUACGGCAGCGUCUACGCCAUAGCGGACAUCUCCUACUCUGUCGCGUACGCCAUGGGUCCUAUAGUCGCCGGCCAGAUAGUGCACAACCUGGGGUUCGUCCAGCUGAACCUGGGCAUGGGCCUGGUCAACGUGCUUUACGCGCCAGCGCUGCUGCUGCUGCGCAACGUGUGCCAAAUGAAGCCGUCCUACUCGGAGCGGGACAACCUGCUGGAGGAGGCUCCGCAGGGCCUGUACGACACCAUCAGGAUGGAGGAGAGGCGCGCGCGCAAGAAGGGCUACAGCUCGGCCGGGAACUGCCUGUCCGUGGACGAGAACGGGUUCGACCCGUUCAGAGCGCAGCGGUCGCUGUCGGAGGAGUCGUCUGGACCGGAGUACACUUAGCCCCCCCCCCCCCCCCCCCCCCCGGCACAUUCCCCUGGAGACGUGGAGACGCGGCAGCCACGUUGAGUUCUAGUGUUAAAAACUCCAUGUAAGUACCGAUGUGCAAUAUAAACACCCAGUCAGCGAAUCACGACUGCCUGACCCGUUUUUCUUUUUGACUGUGAAAUCAUUGUGUCGAACAAAUGUAUGUAGCGUUUGUCAUGGACGUAUAACUGGAGUUUUGUGAGAGAUUUAUCGGCUACUGUUGAAUUUGUGUCUAUCGCUGUAUUGUAAAAAGAUAUAAACAGAUAAAUGUGCGUACAAGAUUAUAUGGGACCAACUAUAACAGCACAUUUCCCCCUUAUGACAAAGUAGACUAUAUAUUUUUUAGUCUAAUAAACUUUAUUACUUGCACAUCAAAGGCCUCAUUUUCUUGUUUCUUUCUUUUGAUUUGUUAAAAAUGUGAGUUUAAUUUUGUAACACGUGGACCUGUCUGUAUUUUUAUUUUAUGUCCGAUUCGUUUGUCUGAAAUAAAAUUGAUCAUAUUAAAUGGAUUUUGUACAUAUGUGGAUACAUGCACAAUGUAAAUUGUUGAGAAAUACGUGGACCUGGAUACGUGUGUGUGCGUGCGUGUUUGUGUGCGGGCGCGUGUAUGUGUGAAGAUUUUUGUCAAGACGCAACUAAUGAAGUCGGUCUCCUAAAGAUGCACAAAUAUGUAUUAAUUGAUCAAUUGUUGUUUUAAUAAAUCUAUGUUUGGAUCCGCGUGA
Betta splendens (Siamese fighting fish) is the source of this 2949-nucleotide messenger RNA. It is a transcript of the gene slc18a3b, whose product is annotated as solute carrier family 18 member 3b. Gene Ontology annotation, molecular function: acetylcholine transmembrane transporter activity; xenobiotic transmembrane transporter activity. The transcript has a single exon. The record is from RefSeq and is a predicted model, not a curated record. NCBI's taxonomy places the organism in Eukaryota, Metazoa, Chordata, Actinopteri, Anabantiformes, Osphronemidae. Bases 635 to 2203 code for a protein of 522 amino acids. Gene Ontology annotation, biological process: xenobiotic transport; transmembrane transport; chemical synaptic transmission. Gene Ontology annotation, cellular component: membrane; AP-2 adaptor complex; AP-1 adaptor complex.